UGUGCCGUGCAGAGCUUCUAGUAAUGACUGUCAGAGGCACAGAGGAUACUUAGAUGUUUGUGGAGUUUUAAAGAACCAGGCCGCCUUCCCCAUAUCUGUGACUCCUUCUAUGGCUGCCGAUGACUACAACCCUGUCUCCCUCCGACACAAAUCCAAGAAGAAGAGCCGAGGAGGCAAUGGUACAAUGAGCAGAAGACGGAUCUCAGUCAAAGAGCUCGGUCAGCCAGACCACCAGGGCUGGCUGUACAGGAAGAAGGAGAGCAAAGGCUUCCUGGGUAUGAAAUGGAAGAAGUUUUGGUUUGUGCUGAAGAAGACUGCUCUCUACUGGUACACCAACCAGCUGGCAGAAAAAGCUGAAGGCUACAUAGACCUCACAAACUUUAUGGUUGACAGAGCCAUCGAGUGCAAGAAGAAAUAUGCAUUCAAAGCCUGCCACCCGCAAGUUAUGAUGUUUUAUUUUGCUGCCGAGAGCUACGAGGAAAUGAAUUUGUGGGUGAAUAAGCUCGGUCUCGCCUCGAUUCAGUAUGAGCCAGCAGAAGGGAACGCUCCAGCCGAGUGUUACAGUGAAGCCAGUGAUCACGAAGAAGCUGAAACCACAGAGAUACCCCCCCCACCAUACUCCGAACAGACCCUGCGGGACUCUGUGGAUGCCCCCGGCCCACCUGGUAGCACACAUCAGGGGACCCUUCCUCCUCCUUACUCCUCUGCAGCCCCCAGCGAAGCUAACGGUUCGCUCUCCUCACCUGUCAGCACGAUGACAUCUCAGAGCUCCGCCUCCUCACUCACCAAGCAAAGACAGUCCUGGUUGGACUUGGUCUCACAUGCAUCUCCUGCUGCUGCUGGGGAAACCGCAGUAGUGUGCUCAGCCCAGGUCCACUUACAUCAGUGUCCACAGGAGGAGACCGCAGAGGCUGCGAGGCUGGCUACCCGGGACUCCUCGGAAACUGGGUCUAAUGAGGAAGUAGCUUCAGCAGAAGGGGAGGAACAGAGGGGUGUUACAGGGAUGCAAAAUGAAGGCAAGCAUGAGAACAGCUCAGAUGAGAUGGAGAAGCUGUAUAUACAUCUGAAAGAGGCCAGCCUCUCGCCAAUAGGAGAACGUAAACCAUCCACCAAAAAGGAAUUCAGGACCUCCUUCAUAAGGCGCUGCAAAAACCAGGCUGUCAAUGAUAAGCUCCACCUUAUCAGGGCACUCAACAGCACAUUAAAGGCAAAAGAGUCGGACUUGCAGGCAAUAGAACAGAUCCUGUCGGACCGAGAGCUUACCUCACACAAGUUCAGAGAGUGGAAGGAGGCCAACGUGCCUUUGGUGCAGGAGAUCUGCGUCAAACAGGACCAGCAGGUGGCGUCAGAGGCCGCAAAGGCUGAAGCGUCGGUCGUCGCUGCUCCUGUGGUAGAGACCAGUUUAUGAAGACUCUUCAUGACUUUUUAUGGACUCGAAGGACCUCACAGUCACAAACUUUGAAUACACACACACACACACACACACACACACACACUGCUGUCAGUUGUACGUUUGAGACCUCUGUUUAUAUUCAAGAAGUUGGAUGAAUGAACUGUUUUUAGUUCCAUAUGACGAGCGGCACACAUUAAAAUGUGAAAUGUGUCUUAGUAUUACUUCUAAUGUUUAAUUUGUAGGUGUAGCAAAUUUUCCAGCUGUUGGUUUUAAUGUUACGAUUCUGUGAGCCUGUGCAUAAACUGUUUAUUCAGAGUGAUGGAGCGCAUGGAAACGAUGGCUGCAUUGAUCUCUGCGUGGAAACACUCGUGUUUACCUUUUAGCUACUUUGAUUCAUCUGUAGUGAAUUUUAAUGUUUUUAAACUAUUUGCAGUCAGUUAUUGGUGCCGUGCACCAUCAGUGCCUGUUACACGUGUUUUACAGAAGCUUUCUGAAUGGUUUGUGUAUGUUGUUGUUGUUGUUGUUGUUGCCCUAGAAAUACUAAAUGUUUAUGAGGAAGCCUUUCCUGACUGAACACUAGGGCCUCCACUAACAGAAUAAAUGUUGGUCUCAAAUCACAUUUUCUUUUCUAAAAGUCAAAAGUGUCAGAUUGAUGUUACUGUAAUGGGAUUUAGUGCUGAGGCUGAGCAUCGCCUCAUUUUUGUAGGAGAUCCUUUAAUCUUCUACACCAAAACAAACUUUUUUAAAUGAAUUCAGCUACACUGGUUAUUAUUUUAUCCAUUUCUGACCAUGAACAUUAACAGUAUGAGACACAAUUAUAUCUAAAAUGUGAUAGACUUUAUACUAACUGAUAUCUGUACAUACAGUCUGUUGAAGUUAAAUAUGUAGGGGGAUGUAGCAGUAUUAAUUUUCAUGAUUGGGGAUAACUCUCAGGAAAGCUGCCCUAGAACCAUACAACCAAUCCAAGAAGCCCAGUGUGAGUGAGAUGAAUGGAUGCUUAUGAAUUCAUUCAGACAGUUAUUAUGUAACUGCACAGGAAGUCCAGGCACCUGAACAGAAACAGGGGCCUUGAUUUUUGACAGCAUCCACACACAGGCAUUUUUCCCCUCGUGUUUCAUCUGUCCUAAGGUUAAAAAAAAUAUAACUGUAAAUAACUGUAAAUGGAUCAGUGAUGUAAUCUGGUCUAAAAGUGUUUGUUUGUAAACAGGGAAAUAAAGUAUUCCCAGAAGAGUGAA
Molecule: messenger RNA, 2628 nt
Organism: Archocentrus centrarchus (flier cichlid)
Lineage: Eukaryota; Metazoa; Chordata; Actinopteri; Cichliformes; Cichlidae
Gene: ipcef1
Product: interaction protein for cytohesin exchange factors 1
Exons: 11
Coding region: 110-1408 (432 amino acids)
Source: RefSeq, a predicted model, not a curated record